Molecule: messenger RNA, 1125 nt
Organism: Salvia splendens (bonfire salvia)
Lineage: Eukaryota; Viridiplantae; Streptophyta; Magnoliopsida; Lamiales; Lamiaceae
Exons: 2
Coding region: 1-1125 (374 amino acids)
Molecular function (GO): protein binding
Source: RefSeq, a predicted model, not a curated record
AUGACUGACCCCAUUUUGGCCUAUGUCUGGCCUGCCAUAGUCUCUCUGCACAUGGGGCGGGGCGAGGGGGCGGCCCAACUCGUGGAUUGCACGAAUAUGAAUGAUAGGACUAAGAAUGUGAUAGUGGAUGAGGCUGGGAUCCCUCCACUUUUGAAGAUGUUGGCCUAUGGCACGGCUCUGUAUAAUCUGGCGGAUGAUCGGUACAGAGUGGGCAAGAUCAGGGACGCUGGUGGCGUUAGGGCGGUUGUGAAGGCGAUGGCGAAGGGCCCGCCUGAGGAGUUUGGGGCAGAGGAUUUGGCAAUGCGUUUGGUGGCCCUGUUGAGUGUUGAUGUGGAUUUAGAUAAGUUUCUUGAUUUGAGUUACCUCAAGAGUAGUAGUGUUGGUGAAGAGUGUCUUAGGAGUGAUAAGGAGAGGGAGAGGGAGAAGGAGGUGGUGGUGGCGCCUGAGGUGAAGUGUAGGCUAAAGAUAAACGACGCGAUCGCUCUGUGGAAGCUGGCGCGAAGGAGCUUGGUGAACAGUCGAAACAUCACCGACACGAGGACGUUGCUAGUUCUAGCGAAGAUCAUCAAGAAGGAGCAAGGGAAGCUCAAGAAGAAUUUCUUGAAAGUGGUUGCGGAGUUGGCUGAGGUGGCAGAGUCCAACUCCGACCUCAAACGCACCGCGUUCAAGCUAACCUCAACGCCCGCAAAGGGCGUCUUGGAUCAGCUGUUGAAGGUGAUGAGUGAGGAGAGGAAUGCCAACAUGAUGACUCUGGUGGUCAAGGCGGUCGGGUGCCUAGCAUCCAUGUUUCCAGCGAAGGAGAAGCGUGUCGUGCACUGCUUGGUGGCUCAGCUUGGCCACUUAGACCGCGGGGUUGCUAAUGAGGCAGCUAGGUCUCUCAGCAAGUUCGUUUGCAGUAGGAACUACAACCGGAAGGAGCAUGCUGAGGCGAUCAUCGAGUAUGAUGGGGUGCCGAUGCUGGUGAAUCUGUUGAGGAAUGAUCAAGGUCAAGUCCAUUUGCAGUUGGACGCGCUCGUGCUUUUGUCCAACCUCGCUGUAAAUGCUUGUAACACGAGGGUUCUCGAGGAGGCCUGUUCUAAGGGCGCUACAGGGCGCGACCAAGAAUGUCGUCUCCCUACGGCCUGA